Symbiodinium necroappetens is the source of this 1020-nucleotide messenger RNA. NCBI's taxonomy places the organism in Eukaryota, Dinophyceae, Suessiales, Symbiodiniaceae. The record is from the annotation of a GenBank genome assembly.
AUGGCACUUCGCGUUGGUAUUAACGGUUUCGGUCGCAUCGGUCGCCUCGCCCUCCGCGCGGCGCAGGGGCGCAACAUCGAGUUCGUCGCGGUCAACGACCUCGUCGGCCCCGAGAACCUCGCCUACCUCCUCAAGUACGACACGGUCCACGGCCGCUUCGACGGCGACGUCUCGCACACCGACGACUCGAUCGUCGCGAACGGCAAGGCGAUCAAGACCUGCUCGGAGCGCGACCCCGCGGCGCUGCCCUGGGGGGACAUGGGCGUCGACUACGUCCUCGAGUCCACCGGCCUGUUCACGGACAAGGACGGCGCGUCCAAGCACCUCGCCGGCGGCGCGAAGCGCGUCCUGAUCUCCGCGCCGACGAAGAGCCCGGACGACGUCCCGACCGUCUGCUACAAGGUCAACCACGAGGUGUACGACGCGUCCAAGCACACCGUCGUCUCCAACGCGAGCUGCACGACGAACUGCCUCGCCCCGGUCGCCAAGGUCAUCAACGACGGCUUCGGCCUCGAAGAGGGCCUCAUGUCCACCAUCCACGCCGUCACCGCCACCCAGCCCACGCAGGACGGGCCCUCCAAGAAGGACCUCCGCGGCGGACGCAACGCGUACAUGAACAUCAUCCCCGCCAGCACCGGCGCCGCGAAGGCCGUCGGCCUGUGCAUCCCGGACCUCAAGGGCAAGCUCACGGGCAUGUCCUUCCGCGUGCCGACGGCGGACGUCUCCGUCGUGGACCUCACGUUCCGCACGGCCAAGGCGACGACGCUCGCGGACAUCCAUGCCGCGAUGAAGGCGGCGGCCGAGGGGCCGAUGAGCGGCGUGCUGGAGUACUGCGACGAGCCGGUGGUCUCGAGCGAUUUCGCGACGCACCCGGCGAGCUCGAUCUACGACUCGGACGCGGGCAUCGAGCUGAACGACCGCUUCUUCAAGGUCGUGUCGUGGUACGACAACGAGUGGGGCUACGCGAACCGCUGCGUCGACAUGCUGGAGUUCAUGGCGUCGCAGGACGGGAUCAAGUAA